Molecule: messenger RNA, 4262 nt
Organism: Babjeviella inositovora NRRL Y-12698
Lineage: Eukaryota; Fungi; Ascomycota; Pichiomycetes; Serinales
Gene: HYU1
Product: 5-oxoprolinase
Exons: 1
Coding region: 111-4007 (1298 amino acids)
Biological process (GO): glutathione metabolic process
Cellular component (GO): cytosol
Molecular function (GO): 5-oxoprolinase (ATP-hydrolyzing) activity
Source: RefSeq, a predicted model, not a curated record
UGCGCACGUCCCAGAUUUACUAUAAAGUUGCUUUAUCCCUAGUCUCCUUGCUACGUUCAAUUACACCAUAACAAUAACCACUACAAUAUUAUCUAUACCGCCCCCACCCAAUGUCCGGAAUCAAAAUCUCUAUUGAUAGAGGCGGAACCUUUUGCGACGUCCACGCCGUCAUCCCACUGCUCAACGAGGAAUAUACCUUCAAGCUCUUGUCGGUGGACCCUUCCAACUAUCAGGAUGCCCCCACCGAGGGGAUCAGGAGAGUACUAGAACAUGCCACCGGUACCGACAUUCCCAAGACACAGAAACUCUCGCUCCUGUUGGUAGAAUCGAUCAGAAUGGGCACCACCGUCGCGACCAAUGCGCUACUCGAAAGAAAGGGCGCGGAUGUCGCAUUACUCACAACCAAGGGGUUUGCUGACAUUUUGAAGAUCGGCACCCAGGCCAGACCAAAUAUUUUCGACCUCUCAGCCCGAAAGCUCAAGCAGUUAUACAAGCGUGUGGUUGAAAUCGACGAGAGAGUAACCAUUGAGUCGUACACCGAAGGUGGAGAAAAGCCUCCGGUUGACAUCACCUCCGACGCCAGCUUGGUCACAGGUAUCACUGGUGAUGUCAUCAGAAUCCUCCAGGCCCCAGACAUGGCCAUUGUCUCCCAGCAGUUAUCUGAAUUGCACGCCCAGGGGUUCCGCUCCCUUGCAUUGUGCCUUCUCCACUCUUAUGCCUAUCCAGCACACGAACAGGCGAUCGCGGCUUUGGCCCGUCAGAUGGGUUUCCAGGUAUCUGUGUCUGUGGACUUGCAGCCUAUGAUCUCCAUGGUGUCGCGUACCUCCUCCACCGUCGCCGACGCGUAUCUCGGUCCGAUUCUCCAGGAGUACAUGCAGUCGUUUGGCGCGGGAUUCGAAGGUGGCCUCAUGGCCCUCGGCAACAAACUUCUCUUUAUGCAGUCUAACGGGGGCUUAUGUCCCUGGAACGCGUUUUCAGGGCUUCGUGCCAUCCUCUCUGGCCCGGCCGGUGGGAUGGUAGGCUACGCCGAAACCUGUUUCGACGACCGCCCAGGGAACCUUAAGGCAACUAUUGGUUUCGACAUGGGGGGUACCUCUACUGAUGUUUCCCGUGUAUUUGGUGCUCCGGAACACAUUUUCGAGACCGUAAUCUCUGAGGUGUCGUUGCAGACGCCGCAGCUCGACAUCUCCACGGUUGCCGCUGGCGGUGGCUCCAUGCUCUUUUGGCGCAACGGGAUGUUUGUUGUGGGCCCUGAGUCAGCUGGUGCCCAUCCCGGUCCUGCCUGCUACAAAAAGGGAGGUCCGCUCACCGUCACAGAUGCUAACUUGUUCUUGGGCAGACUUCUUCCGGAGCACUUUCCCAACAUCUUUGGCCCUAACGAAAACGAACCUUUGGAUAUCAACGCCACCAGGAAGUUAUUCUUGGAGUUGACCGAGACGAUCAACAAGGACCACGAGAAGCACUUGACCCCGGAGGAGGUGGCAUGUGGGUUCUUGAAGGUUGCGAUCGAAACCAUGUGCCGUCCUAUUAGAACCUUGACCGAGUCCAAGGGGUUUGCCACGGCGGACCACAAUUUGUCGUCGUUUGGUGGGGCUGGUGGACAGUGUGCCGUCAGUGUGGCCAAGAACUUGGGCAUUGAAAACGUCGUGAUCCACAAGUACUCUUCGUUGUUGUCCGCCUACGGUAUGGCGUUGGCGGACAUUGUAAUUGAGAGGCAGCAGCCAAUCUCCGUGGCGUAUGAGGCACCUUCCUUUGUCUCGAUUGACACUACUAUCGCUCGCUUGAAGGCCCAGUGCAUGGAGGACUACCAGAAGCAAGGCCUCACCCAGUUCUCCACCGAGAUGGAGGUGUUUUUGAACAUGAAGUACGUGGGCUCCGACACUCAUCUCAUGAUGAAGCUAGACGGAAACAACACCGACAAGGAGUUUAUUGCGAGACAUAACCAGGAGUUUGGCUUUACCUUGGAGAGAAAAGUUUUGGUGGAUGACAUCAGGGUCAGAUUAAUUGUCCAUUCGACUGCCAAGGAGACGGUGAAUCCAUUUAGGGAGUUUGCUGAUAUCGUCUCUACGACCGCUGAGAUUUCUACAUCCCAGUCGAGUGUGUACUUCGAAAGCGUAGGCUGGUUAGACUCUCCAGUCUACCAGUUAAGUGAGUUGGCAGUUGGAUCCCAGCUUUCCGGUCCGGCGGUUAUCCUCGAUGCAACCCAGACCAUCCUCAUAGAGCCACACUCCACCGCCAAUAUUCUCAAGGAACACGUGCUUGUGACAGUUGAAAAGGAGGCCAAGAAGGAUAUCUCCCGUGUGGUGGUUGACCCCGUCCAGCUUUCCGUAUUUGGCCACCGGUUCAUGUCCAUUGCCGAGCAGAUGGGCCGCACCCUCCAGAAAACCGCAAUUUCCACAAACAUCAAGGAGAGACUCGACUUCUCGUGUGCCUUGUUCGAUCGUAAUGGUGACUUGGUUGCUAACGCGCCUCACGUUCCAAUCCAUUUGGGUGCCAUGUCUUAUGCGGUGAAGGAACAGGCUCAGAGAUGGGAGGGGAAGAUCAAGCAUGGAGACGUGUUUGUGUCCAACCACCCGGUCGCGGGUGGUUCGCACUUGCCUGAUAUCACCGUCAUCACCCCGGUGUUGGAUGAUGACUGCAACGUGUUGUUCUGGACCGCCUCCAGAGGCCACCAUGCCGACGUUGGUGGUAUUGCUGCUGGAUCGAUGCCUCCGGACUCCAAGGAGAUCUUCCAGGAAGGGGCUGCCAUCAUCACCCACAAGCUCUGCGAUGAGGGUGUAUUUGAUGAAGAAGGUAUAACCAAACGUCUUUUGAUCGACCCGGCGCAGUAUGAAGGCUGUUCCGGUACCAGGACCUUGAGUGACAACAUUUCCGACUUGAAGGCCCAGGUGGCGGCGAACUUCAAGGGGAUUCAGCUUCUCCAUAAGUUGGUGGAUGAUUUCUCCUACCCGGUGAUUCAGCUCUACAUGGAGGCAAUUCUUCAUACAGCUGAGUUGUCUGUGAGAAACUUGCUCAGGAUGGCGUACCAAAAAUUUGGUGGUGAAACCAUGAAAGCGGUGGAUUACCUCGAUGACGGCACCCCGAUUGUGCUCGAGAUCGAGAUUGACCAGGAAACAGGCAGUGCUGUGUUUGAUUUCACCAAGUCGGGUGACCAAAUUUACGGUAACCUAAACGCUCCCAAGGCGAUCUUAUUCUCCGCUGUGUUGUAUGUGCUCCGAGCCCUCAUUUCGGGUGAUAUUCCUCUCAACCAUGGUUGCUUAAUUCCGAUUGACGUGAGGACAAGACAGGGCUCGGUGUUGCAGCCAUCUGCCGAGGCUGCUACCGUUGGUGGUAAUGUCGAAACCGCCCAGAGGUGCGUGGAUGUGAUUCUUAAGGCUUUCCAGGCCUGUGCUGCGUCCCAGGGCACGUGCAACAACUUGACCUUUGGGGCCGAAAAUUCCACUGGCCACGGGUUUGGUUAUUAUGAGACAAUCUGUGGCGGUGCCGGUGCUUCUGCUACCUGGAAUGGCCAAUCUGCAGUGCAGUGCCACACCACUAACACCAAGAUUACCGAUCCCGAGGUGUUUGAAAAGAGAUAUCCGGUUAUUUUGAGACGAUUUGAGAUCAGACAGGGCUCGGGCGGUAAGGGUUUCCACACCGGCGGUGACGGUGUGAUCAGAGACAUCGAGUUUACUAUCCCGCUCCAGGUGUCCUGUUUGAUGGAAAGAAGAGCCUUGGCGCCGUUUGGGAUGGCGGGCGGCGAAGACGGUGAGAGAGGCUCUAACUUUUGGUUAAAGAAGAAUGCAGAUGGGAGCUACAGAAAGAUCUACUUGGGGGGCAAAAACAGUGUGAUGAUGAAACCGGGUGAUCAUGUUGUUGUGUGUACUCCGGGUGGCGGUGGUUACGGAAAGGCUGGUGCUGAACGUUUGGAUGACGGAGUUCAGUAUCCAGCUGCAGAUGCAACACAGGCAGUAUCACGGAUUUCUGGUAGUGUCGCGAUGAGAACGAUCAUGCAAGAGACUAACUAGGAGUGGAAGGCGAUUGAAUAUUGGACAUAUAAGCAACUUAUAAGCAACUUAUUGCGCUCCUUUUGGUAUACAGCAACUAGCGAUAAUCUCUCACGACUUAUUGUACCCGCUAUCACCUACUAGAUAUACUACACUUGUAGGGGGGAAUAUUUUCACGUCAUACAUUAAUUAUAAUUAGAGAUGUAAGCUGUCGAAGAGCCUUAAACUUUGGUAUAUAACCCAUUACGAUAGACACUUUGGUUACUAGCAAUACGG